Protopolystoma xenopodis is the source of this 117-nucleotide messenger RNA. Lineage: Eukaryota; Metazoa; Platyhelminthes; Monogenea; Polystomatidea; Polystomatidae. The record is from the annotation of a GenBank genome assembly.
AUGCGGGAUCUGAUAUUCUGGGUGUCAGGUAGCGUUAAGCGUCGCGAUACUUAUUAUACUGACCCCUCCUCAGGGGGCGAAAAUGUGCUGUGCUGGCAGGAUUCCACACCAGAAUAG